GCGGCCGCCGCAAGAGUUCGUGCGGAACAGCCGGGUUGGGGGGGGGGACGUUUGCAAGCCGUUUGCCGCCACGGAGAUCAGACGAUAAGGACCAAGACUAGUAUGGAAGAUUCUGAAGGGGACUGUUCCAUUCAGAGAGAAGCCAGCCUGUCUCAGUUCUGUUCUCAUCUGGUCACUGCAAAGAACCUGGUACGAGAUCUUAAGAACCUUGGUGGCUUUAACUGACCCAGAGGAUGGGAUACUGGUUCAAACUCCAGAUGGCUUUAAACUCCCCGGACAACUGGAAAACUUAAAUUUGCCGCAGCCGGGCCAAAGCCAAGUUAGCAUAACCAAGUAAUUGCCCCAAGAUGGGCGAGGAAGGUGCAGGUGAAGCUUUUGUGGGUAUAGUGGCUGGUGGGGGCAAAGAUUAUGAGGGCGCCCUUCCCUCAGACACAGUUUCAUUGAGUGAUUCAGAUUCAGAUGACUUUGGGUUCCCAGAUGAGGCCGAAGUUGAUACCGUCUCCCCCGAAGAUCCCCUGGCCUUGGAUGAUGUCGGAGGCGGGUCGGAUGAAAGUGGCGGCCCCCCGCACGGCCCCCGCAGGUCACCCGUCCAACCGUUUCACCUGAAAGGCAUGAGCUCCAGCUUCUCCGAGCGCAGCCAGAGCAUCUUUGAUUGUCUAGAAGGGGCGGCCAAACGUGCGGUGCCCUCACUGGCCGAAGACAACAUCAUUGACGGGAGGUUUAAGCGCCCUCUGCCUCCACCCAGCAAGACGCCUGCAGAAAACGUUGGAAGACCCAGCAGGCCCCUGCCAUCUCCUAAGAGUUCUCCUGAGGUGCCCGACUAUGUGGCCCACCCAGAACGCUGGACAAAGUACAGCUUAGACAGCGUCUCGGAGACUAGCGAGAAGGCAAACCGAUCGAUCGCCAUGGAGUUUCUGGAGGGCUUGAAGAAGAGCCGAGAACAAAGCAGUACUCGUUCUGAAAGCUACACCCCGUCUUUCAACCAAGAUCCCUCCAGCUCUGGGGCCGGAAGGAUUGUCUUCACUAAACCAUCAAAGGUGGUUUUAGAUGUCUCAGGAAGAAAAAGAGCGGCGGUGGAGGAGGAGGAGGAGAAGGAAGAGGCAAAGCCGAUGGCUACGAAGCAGGAGCUCAAAGGGAAACCACAAAAAAAGUCUAGCAACCAGAAGGAAGAUGAAACAGUUGGACUAGAUCACUUAGGUAGUGGAGUCAAGGAAGUGGGAGAUGAAAAGCCAUUGCAGUUGGGGGUGCUGAGCAUUCCCAAAGGGCCUGGCACAGAUUCUGCUGAGGCACUCGAAGAUGCAACAGUGGUCACGGUGGGAUUCCACGGCAGCAAGAAACGGAGCAGGAAGCAUUUCCGGCCCAAAGCCAGCCUGGACGAAAAGGAGGAAGAUCCCUAAAGAAGCUGGAGAAGUGAUAUGUACAUAUGUGUUCUAGUGUUUUUGCAGAGAACUUUCCUUGACAUUUUCCCCCCCUUUGCCAGGUUUGCAUAAGUUGGGCAACUUGCUUGUUUUUGUUCACUGUUCUUCAGGCCGCGACUCAAAAUAUCCCUUCUGUCCCAUUUUACCUUCCCAAAACGUCCCUCUGUGCUAGUUUUGUUUGAAGUGUUCUAGAGAUGCUUAUAAAAGAUUCAGUAACGACAUAAACUUGUCUUUGGAAAAGGAGGUCUCUUUACAUCGCCUGUUUCAAGUCGGGGAGCGGAUCCUGUGGCCCCGUGCUGGUUUUUUCUCUUCUUGAGACUGUUACUGAAGUAUUGCUUUGCCUCAGCCAUUUGUAUACUCUCUGUUAACUAGUAUCCCAUCCCUGAAUAUCUUAACCGGUGGAACGUUUUAUAUGGACGAGGCCCAAAAAUACCCGAUUGGGAUCAUGUGGAGCGAAGGCUUCAUCUGUACAUUUCCACACUGCCAGUGAAAGUAAAAGCACACUAAAGGAGAAGGUGUAUCCUGGGGAGAGACAAACAGGAAGAUGUAUGCACACAGUAAUGGCAUGCGUGGGGGGGGAAAUAAAGGCAGUCUGAAU
This is a messenger RNA of Gekko japonicus, 2016 nucleotides long. RefSeq names its product tumor suppressing subtransferable candidate 4 (gene TSSC4). The transcript has 4 exons. The record is from RefSeq and is a predicted model, not a curated record. NCBI's taxonomy places the organism in Eukaryota, Metazoa, Chordata, Lepidosauria, Squamata, Gekkonidae. Bases 348 to 1397 code for a protein of 349 amino acids.